AUGUUUACAGCACAAAAUACUCUGAACCACUCGUGUGGAUUCGACUAUCAAAUACACACCAAUGCCGAGUAUGCCGACACCGUGUCUUUCCAGAACCCACUCAGCUCUCCGCCAUUGGAUAUACCACCAGCAUAUUAUCCAGCGAUAUUGGACUAUGAUCCAGCGAUCUUUACUUAUCUGGCUAAAAAAGAAACAGAAACUAUGAUGGUUACUUCAAGUCAAAAUUAUGAAAAUGCCUACUGUUCUGGUGUGAAUCCUUUGGAACAACUGCCAUUGCUAGCCGUAAAUCUGCAACAGCCCCAAGUCUCCGAGGUCCCUCCAAAUUCAUCUGCGUACAUGUCCCCACUAUACACACCUCUAUUCUCACAAUCCUCUUUGAUUCAGCCCAAUGAUCCAACUCAGAUUAAUAUGUUUAUGCCUUUGGAUUUGCUACAGCAAAAACACAGUCCUCCUGUGUCGAUCUGCGAAAAUACACCCACAUGGUGCCCGCAGUUAAACAUGACCCAGGACUCCGCAGUAACAGCUCAAUCUGAUCCGGUUCUCGUACGACGAAAAAGAGGAAGACCACCAAAAACUAGGCUGGAGACAAAUUCCAAGAGACACAAGUGUUACUUCUGCCCUUACAAGACAGAUCGCAUCAAUAACUUUAUCAGACAUAUUCAAUCCCACACUCAAUGUGGAGAAAACUGGAAGUGUGCCCAAUGUCCAAAAUCGUACUGUAGCAAAUCCAACCUUGUCAGACACGUUGAAAAAAUUCACAAGUAG
Molecule: messenger RNA, 765 nt
Organism: Phycomyces blakesleeanus NRRL 1555(-)
Lineage: Eukaryota; Fungi; Mucoromycota; Mucoromycetes; Mucorales; Phycomycetaceae
Product: C2H2-type zinc finger transcription factor
Exons: 1
Coding region: 1-765 (254 amino acids)
Source: RefSeq, a predicted model, not a curated record